GCGCUUCCGGGAGGCGGGGCGGAGCGGCACCCCCGCGGGGCGGGGCCGCGGCGCCCCCUGGCGGCGGGGCGGUGUGGCGGUGUCAUGGCGGAGGUGGGCGCGCACCUCACGGCCGCCCCGGCCGGCGGGGAGCGGCCGUCCGUGUUCGAGGCGGUGGCCCAGGACAGCCUGAUGGCCGCCGUGAAACCCGCCCUGCAGCACCUGGUCAAGGUGCUUGCUGAGUCUAACCCUGCCCGGUAUGGUUUCCUCUGGCACUGGUUUGAUGAGAUCUAUGUCCUGCUGGAUUUGCUGCUCCAGCAGCAUUACCUGGCCAGGUGCAGCGCGUCCUUCUCUGAGAACUUCUACAGCUUGAAGAGGAUCCCCGUGGGAGAUGGCAGACAGCUACCUCUGGCCACAGCUGGCCUGCCAAAGAGGCAGCACUGGAAGUCUCUGCUCCUGCUGGUUCUUGUUCCUUACCUGAAAGGAAAGCUGGAGAAACUGGUGUCCAGCCUGAGGGAAGAGGAUGAGUACUCCAUCCACCCUCCCUCAUCGUCUUGGAAGCGCUUCUACAGAGCCUUUCUAGCUGCCUACCCCUAUGUAAACAUGACUUGGGAGGGCUGGUUUCUUAUCCAGCAGCUGUGCUACAUCCUGGGCAAGGCUGAGCAUCAUUCCCCCAUGCUGAAGCUGGCUGGUGUCCGCCUGGUCAGACUGACUGCAGAGGAUAUGCAGGCCCUGGAGAAGAAAUGGGUUGAAACCACCUCAGAUCAAACACACAGCUUUACCUCACGAGUGCAGUCAGCCCUGAGGAAAGCUCUGGGCGGCAUUGCCUUCUCCCUGUCCACCGGCCUGUCUGUCAGCGUGUUCUUCCUCCAGUUCCUGGACUGGUGGUACUCCUCGGAAAACCAGGAGACCAUCAAGGCCCUGACAGCGCUGCCCACGCCCCCGCCCCCGGUGCACCUGGAGCAGGAGCACACCUCCGCUCUCCUGCCCAGCCUGAGGAGCGUGUGCCCCCUGUGCCGCAAGGUGCGCGUCAACGCCACCGCCCUGGCCACCUCCGGCUUCGUCUUCUGCUACCGCUGCGCCUACGGCUACGUGAAGGCUCACCAGCGCUGCCCGGUCACGGGCUAUGCCACUGAGCUGCAGCACCUGGUCAAACUCUACUCCCCUGAGAGCUGAAAGGCUCCCAGGAGGCUCCAGCCCCUCUUUCUGCAUCCCACGGAACACUUCGGACCACCGCGGCGCCUCAGUGGGCUCUCAGCGCCUGUGAACGCGGUGGUUCAUCGGCUUUGCUGCCUUUGCACAUUCUGGCAAGGCUCUGCCCUUUGUGGAUAAGCUGUCCAAACAUCCUGGUGGUUGCAGAGGGAUCACACAGCCCCAGCCUGUGAGCCAGCCUUAAGACCAGCUGAAAGGGAGGGAACAUAGAUAUGGGUAAGAGGAGAUGUGGGGAUGAAAGACCAGCACUGGUGCUGCUUGAGGGCAUGAGCCAGCAAAUGAAAGAGGUAGGGAAAUUGUCUAGGCAAGUUUUUCCUCCCUGGGCAUCUUCCCAGGCCCUCGUGCUGCCCAGGGUGAGCUCUGGCUGUGUCAGAGGUGGAGACAGGCUUAAACCUCUACUCUUCAAUCUGCUGCAUUUUCAGGCUUCUCACCUUGGAAUUGAGAACAUCACCCUCCUAAUUCCCAUCAAUGGUUCUCAAUUAAGACUUUUGACUCUUUAAAGGAACAAGAUGGACAGGAGCAAUGUGACUUUUUCUGCACAAAAGAGAAAAUGACAAACCAGAUUAAAACAAAUUGCCAACUGACGAGAUUGGUUUAUUGUUAAAUAAGUCCUUGCAUUCAUUAUUAUAUGCUUUUAUAAAGCAAAAUUCUCCCUUUAUUGAGAAUCUAAUUUACUUCUUUUCUGGCUUUUGCAAACACACUUUGCUCCUCUGGAGGCUCUAUUUAUUUAAGAGAGACAAGACUAAAGCUGCUUUCAUCUUUCCAUGUGAUGGUAGUGGAUGGAAGAUGAGCACUUUGUAGGCUGAGGAUCUUUAAUAUCUGAGCAUUACAUUGCAGUUAUUGCAGUCCCAGCCAUGUAACACAUUUGUAUCAGAACAAAACAUCACACAGGAGGAAAGAAAAUCUGUGUGACAUGGUUGACACCUGAUUUUUUAAGGAUGGAAGGUUGUUUUCCUGACUCUAGGGAGCAGCAGCGCUCCAGAUAUCACAGUGACAGUGCUUAGAGAAUGCAAGAGCAGUUUGCUGCACAAAGUACAGGACCCCAUUCUGGUCUUUCCAGAUUAAGAGAUAUCUUCUAAUAUUUAAUCCACUGAACCAGGCAUCUCAUUUUCCCUCCACUUUAGCUGUGCUUCAGAAGAUAAAAAUCUCCAAUAUCCUCCUUCACCUGUAAGCAAGAGAGUAAGGUUCUUGAAUAAUGUGGGAAAAUGCAGUAAUUUGAAUCUUCCCAGAAUAUCUAACAAAUGAGAUUUGCUCCUGAUGUUUUAUUUUUACCUGUGCCACUAUGGAAUAAUAAUAAAAGCUGUCUCAUUUCUCUCUUU
Molecule: messenger RNA, 2510 nt
Organism: Prinia subflava (tawny-flanked prinia)
Lineage: Eukaryota; Metazoa; Chordata; Aves; Passeriformes; Cisticolidae
Gene: PEX12
Product: peroxisomal biogenesis factor 12
Exons: 3
Coding region: 85-1155 (356 amino acids)
Biological process (GO): protein monoubiquitination; protein import into peroxisome matrix
Cellular component (GO): peroxisomal importomer complex; peroxisomal membrane
Molecular function (GO): protein binding; zinc ion binding; ubiquitin-protein transferase activity
Source: RefSeq, a predicted model, not a curated record